Molecule: messenger RNA, 654 nt
Organism: Babesia ovata
Lineage: Eukaryota; Apicomplexa; Aconoidasida; Piroplasmida; Babesiidae
Product: ribosomal protein RPL28
Exons: 5
Coding region: 1-654 (217 amino acids)
Biological process (GO): translation
Cellular component (GO): ribosome
Molecular function (GO): structural constituent of ribosome
Source: RefSeq, a predicted model, not a curated record
AUGCGUCUGGCUUCUAUUUAUCGCAACAAAUAUAUCGUGCUUUCGCCAGCUGGCGCAGAAUACCGCGGCUCCACGGGACUUGUCUAUCUCACGGACUGCAGAUGGAUUGUGUCGGCCGUUUGUCAUAUAUUCGGAGAAGCGUCACAAGGAAGCACGAGUGGUAUGUCGUUGCCUUCUGCUGCACAUGUUCGCCAGGGAAAGAAGUUCCGCACUGUGGGACGAUCGUCCCAAAUAAAACACUAUCGCAUCGUGGGACGCGGUGGAGGCAUCCCGAGGCUGCACAAGGUCAGCGGUAUGCCCACCAAGCGGAUUGCUCUUCCAGCCAGGAGGUGUAUGCUGCUGGGCAAGAUGGACAACACCAAGGCUCGAAGCAUCAGCCACUCCGGAAAGCGCACUCAUCGAGCGCAGAAGGUCAACUUGCAGUGGAAACGAAUAUGGUGCAUUUCCAAAGGGCACUACGUGCGCCUUCGCCUGUCGAUGAAGGGGCUGAAGACGAUCAAGCGGUUUGGUCUCGAGGAGGCGGCGCGACGCUUCAACCUUAACCUCAACAACCCAAAACUGUUCGCUGGGUAUGCAAAUCUGAAGCCGAAAAAACCGAAGGAAGAAAUUGUGGAACACGAGUAUUUCUUGGAAGAUAUACCUAUAGAUAGCUGA